AUGGUCCGGGCAGUCCCGUCCGACAGACAGUUGUCCCGGCUGGCAUCCCGUCUCGGUUCGGAGUGGGAGUCGGUUCUCCUCGACCUGUGCCUCUCGACAGGGGCGCUGUACUGUUGCCAUGCCGACCACCCUCUGAGCUUGCAUGGGAAAGUGCUAGCGGGGCUGAUCCAGUGGCGGCAGAGCCAGGGGAGGAGCGCUACAGUCCACAGGCUGCUCCAAAGCCUACAGGCCGCUGAUGUCCACCCCUCUACCCUGGAUGAGGUGUUCCAGUGA
Coregonus sp. 'balchen' is the source of this 273-nucleotide messenger RNA. The record is from the annotation of a GenBank genome assembly. Lineage: Eukaryota; Metazoa; Chordata; Actinopteri; Salmoniformes; Salmonidae.